GUGAAUAUUCAGUGUGCGUAAUGUUCUUGCUUUCUAGGUUCUUAUAUGUAUGCAAGGACAAUACCGGCAGAUGUAAGAACAGGCAACCUCGGUCGUCUUGUUAGUCCUGUUUAUACAAAUGUUUCGUGCGUUACGUUCUACUAUUUCAUGCACGGUAAUGAUAUCGGUGAUCUCGAGGUUCUCGUUAAGACAGGGAACAAUACUCCUACUAAAGAGUGGUCGCUUUUUGGAAAUCAAGCCAAUGCUUGGAAACGGGCCACGAUACCAGUUAACGCUGGUGCUAACGAGACUGUGAAGAUAUACUUCCAGGGUGUGGUUGGAGCAUCAGGCAGAGCAAGUGUGGCUAUUGAUGACAUUGACAUAAGUUCAGAUCAGUGUUCGUUCUACCCAACACCGGCAAAGCCGAAGGGCGUUAUCACCGAUGGCCUAGGUAGCUGCACUUUUGAACGUUCUUCGUGUGGUUAUCAAAAUGUCAAGGACGACGAUUUUGAUUGGAUAAAAUCGGGAGUAGAAUCAUUCGUUAGUACUUUAGGUCCGAGAAGAGACCAUACCUCAGGGUUAGGCAAAUACAUGCACGCAGAAGGGUCAACAAGGGGAAGCAAGGCUCGUCUUGUUAGUCCAUCUCUCCACAAUAUUUCCUGUGCUAGCUUUUACUAUUACAUGUUUGGGUCCCAAAUCGGUACACUUAACGUGUACCUGAAGGAGCAAGGGAAUUCCACACGCAUUGAGCAAGUAACUGGUAACCAAGGUAACCAAUGGUACAAAUCACAACUUAUCCUUGGUCAAGAUGCUGUGAACAGAACCUUUAACUUGGUUUUUGAGGCUGUCAAUGGAAAUGGAUAUUCUGGAGGUGUUGCUAUCGAUGACAUUUCUACUUCGUUUAAUUCUUGUUUGGCCUUAAUUCCAACCUCUGGUCCCAACGUCAGUCCCACCAGUGUAUUACCAGACGGGUUAGUUCGCCUUGUCAAUGGACCAACAACCUAUGAAGGUCGAGUCGAGGUUUUUCACAACGGCGUUUGGGGUACUGUUUGUGAUGACUUCUGGGACAUAACUGAUGCUAAUGUUGUCUGUAAAAUGCUCGGCUACCCUGGAGCUGUGAGGACUACCAAAUCCCAAGUCUAUGGAAGAGGAGUUGGUACAAUAUGGCUGGAUGACGUGAACUGUAAAGGAAGUGAGACUUCGAUUGCUCAAUGUAGUCACGGCGGAUGGGGUAACAAUAACUGCGAUCAUUACGAGGAUGCUGGUGUCGUCUGUCGAUUAGAUUCAAACAGUACGUCAACCGGGGACUGUACCUUCGAGUACGACACGUGUGGAUAUCAGAAUGGCGACCGAACUAACAGUGAAUUUGAUUGGACGAGGAACAGAGGAUCGACACCAUCUUCUGGCACUGGACCACGUUAUGAUCAAAGUGGAAAAGGUUACUAUAUGUACACCGAGGUUUCUACAGGCGAUGCAGGAGCAAGAGCAAAACUGAUAAGCUCUGUGCUUCCAGCAAAUACCAAGUGCAUCUCGUUCUAUUACCAUAUGAGGGGCAAUGAUAUUGGAUGGCUCAAUGUGCAUAGUAAGAGAGAAACUUCUCAAUCUAUUGUUAAGCUAUGGACAUUAAUUGGAGAACAAGGAAACUCGUGGAUCCAAGGACAAGUCCCGAUCAAUGUUACUGGUGAUGUGGGUCUAAAGAUUAUAUUUGAAGGAGUUCGUGGGAAUUCUGAAAGAGGAGAUAUUGCCAUAGACACCAUUACCGUGUCCAACAAAACUUGCAACAUGACACCUAGCACAGCAACGCCAACAACAAUUAAUGCCCUUGAAGGUGACGUGCGAUUAGUCGAUGAUCCCAAUCCUCUUCAAGGUCGUGUGCAAGUAUUUCACAAUGGACAGUGGGGUACUAUUUGUAACAAUAUGUGGAGUGACGAAGAUGCAACUGUAGUCUGUAAGAUGUUAGGGUUCCCAGGACUUGGUAGAGCCAUUUCGUCGUUAAACAAGCCUCGAGGUGUUGGAAUAAUCUGGCUUGACAACGUACAAUGCACAGGAGGAGAGAGUAACCUUAUACAGUGUCGCAAGAAUCCAUGGGGACGCCACCAAUGUUUGCAUUCCCAAGAUUCCUGGGUUGCGUGCUCAAACGGCACGAUUGACAACGAAUGCAUCAGGUAUAAGAUAUUAAACAGCAAAGACAGAGCUAAAACAUUCGCGGGUCAAGUAAAUCAGUGCGACAGAAAAAGUGGUAUAAUUCCUGGACAGUGGCAUCGUUUUAUGGGACCUGCUGGAGAUCGAAUGCCUUCGUCUUGUGUUCCUGAAAACAGAUGUGGUACACGAGCGUCAGGCUGGUUGAAUGGAGGCAAUCCAACGGUCAGCGAAGAAAUGGUUUCCAGAACAGUUUGUUUUAGUUAUUUCGGUGAUUGCUGUAGAUGGUCCACUUCCAUCCGAGUGAAGAACUGUUCAGGAUUCUUAGUCUAUGAGCUCAAUAAACCACCAUCUUGUAAUCUUCGAUAUUGUGGCCAAGGUGUCUUCGUACCAACGCCAAUACCAACAACACCAAAACCUACUCGACCUACUCCAAAACCAAAGCAGAUUCGUUUAGUUGGAGGUAGCAACGAUUAUUCGGGUCGUGUAGAAGUGUACCAUAACGGUGUGUGGGGUACCGUGUGCGACGACGACUGGGAUAUUAGGGAUGCGACUGUCGCAUGUAGGAUGCUAGGAUUCGUAGGUGCAGUGAAAUUCCACGUGCGUGCUGCCUUUGGUGCAGGAUCCGGGAAAAUAUGGCUGGAUAAUGUUCAGUGCACUGGUAGUGAAAAAUCCCUUGGCUCUUGCAGGCAUAAUGGGUGGGGAAGGGAGAACUGUGGACAUUAUGAAGAUGCUGGUGUUACAUGCAUUAGUGAGGAAAUGUAUUCCUGUGAUUUUGAGAAAGGCCUUUGUCUGUUUAAAACUUCCAAUGCUAAUAAUGGACUGAAGUGGGUGCGACGACAAGCUACAUCAAACAAUCAACCAUUAUUUGACCACACCUUAGGAGCACCUACGUGUUUAAGUGGUUGGUCUUCCUUGUACAAGGGACAUUGCUACAGACUGAACAAUCAUGAAACGAAUACCACUUGGCUAGAGGCACAGACCAAAUGUAAAAACAAAAAUGGCCGACUUGUUGACAUUCGAGACAAGGACGAAUGGUUUUUUAUUAGGAAUCAAGUAUUAUCAAACACCAGUUUGCAGUACUAUAUUGGCAUACGUGAUUUCAACGGCACGGGGGUUUGGGCAUAUGAUGAUGGAACCGUCAUGAAUAUGACAAACGUUUGGAUGAAAGGCAAACCAAGUACUACUGGCAAAGACAAAUGUGCAGCAAUAGUUUCUGGUUCAUCACCUGACGCUGGUAGAUUAAUUGAUGUAUCCUGUAAUCAAACAUAUGGUCAAAUCUCAUACAUUUGUAAGACAAGCCGUUACCGCAAAAAUUUAGGUUAUUACCUUCAGAUGCAAUCAGGAGCUGGAUUAAGAAACCGAAGUCCACUCGCCAUGUUAGCUAGUUCACAGCUCAUGUUGAAGAGUACUUGUUUAACCUUCUACUACCAAAUGAUUGGCAAGCACGUGGACACGCUAAGGGUUGUCUUUAGAUCAUCGCAAAAGGACGUUGUUGUAUGGCAGUUAGAAGGGAGCUAUAGCAGUGAUGCUGGUAACUACAGCAAUGGCUGGAACAAGGCUCAGAUACCUUUAAACUUGACAACUUCAAAUAAUAUAAAGGUCGUUAUCCAAGCUGCACGAUUGGGAUCAUCUUUACUAGAUGGAAACAUUGCCAUUGAUGACGUUAACAUUACAUCGGCUAUGCCAAGUCAUUUGUGCAGCUUUUAUCCUCCAAAUGCACGGCCAAGGCAAUGGGACGAAGGAAUGCGUGGUAGUUGCAAUUUUGAAAAUGGCACUUGUGGCUAUACUACUGACAAUCAAGGCUUCGAAUAUUCAAAGUGGGGAAAACGCGAUCUUGCUACUCUGACAGGAAGCACUGUUCCAUACGAUCACACAACGUAUUCCGUGAAUAAGGGUUCGUACAUGUUUAUGGAGCGUUCUAUUAGUCAAAGUACUAGACACUCAGCUCGUCUUGUUAGCCCGUCACUUUCACCAGACCAAGCAAGAUGCAUGUCUUUCUAUUACUAUUUUGACCGGAAGUUGAAUCCUUUGGUUUCUGAAGUCGACCUCACGGUAUUCGUCCGUCCUUCAAGCCAAACCUUAAUCGGUAACGAGAUUGCUGUAUGGAAAAUGACUAGCAAACAGUUGUCAAAUGCGGAUGCUUGGAACAAGGCCGUCGUUCCUUUAAAUCAGAAGACUGCAUUCCAGGUUAUCUUCGAGACCGUAUUGACUGGAAGUAUACGUAUUGCCCUGGAUGAUAUUUGGAUAACAGCAUCAUCAGAUUGCACCAUGAUGCCAUCCAAUGCUUCCCCACCACUGCAUAAAAAGCCAAAGAACAGCAUUAGACUGGCGUCUUCUACCGUAAAUGGAGCUGGGCGAGUAGAGGUUUAUCAUCAUGGACGCUGGGGCACUGUAUGUGGAAAUAAAUGGACACUUAAUAAUGCUCACGUGGUCUGUCGUCAGUUGGGUUAUGAGGGCGCUAUUACAGUUAUUUCUGAUGGCGAGGCAUUUGGUCUAGGAAGCGGUCGUGUAUGGUUAAGUGAUAUUAAUUGUUCUGGAAGAGAGCCAUCAAUCACCAGGUGUAAUCACGGAGGAUGGGGUAACAAUAAGUGCUUACACAAGCAAGAUGUUGCAGUAGUGUGUAAAACUCGCAAGACAUCAGAUAAUGAAAUUCAACUGCGUCUAAAUGGAACGUCAACCAACUACCGRGGACGUGUCRAUGUURACUACGUUGGUAUUUGGGGGACAUUAGGUGGCAAUGGCUGGAACAUUUUUGCAGCAACUGUAGCUUGUCGRCAGCUGGGAUUCGCAGGCKCCAUAAGUUCAGUCACCGGUGGUACGUUUGGCAAAGUACAUACACAACACUGGGCCUUUAAAUUUCACUGUCAUGGAAAUGAGACCAGGCUUUCUCACUGUACUGAUUAUUCAAGCAUAGGUUACUUGCCAGCUAAGAUACAAACAUCUGACGCAGGUGUCGAGUGCUUCGGUUCUCGCCUGACUGACGGUAAAAAACCUAAUGAAGGACGUGUACAAAUCCAAUACAGAGGCAGAUGGGGAUCAGUAUGUGGUAAAAGAUGGAAUAUGAACGCUGCUAACGUUAUAUGCCGUGACCUCGGUUACCAAAGAGCAGAGUCUACCUCCUUGAUUUCCAAAGGAAGUGAACAUGUGCUACUCGAUGAAGUGAAUUGUCAAGGGGACGAGGCAUCCAUCAUUCUCUGUCUUCACCUUGGAAUCAAUGUUCACAGUUGUGACGAUUUUGGCAAGGUUGCUAGUGUGGAGUGUUCAAAUGAUAACACCACCCAAGUUGAUCCUUGCGAUAGCAAUCUUUGUAAUAAUGGUGGACAAUGUAGCAAAAACGGAUCGGAAUUCGUUUGUAAAUGCUCGUCUUAUUUUAUUGGAAAGACUUGCAAAACAUUUAUUGGAUCUGGUGUUGUGGAUAUUGUGCUAAGGAGUGACAACAUUAAGUGGAACCCACCGCAGAUCAAGAAAUCUCUGGCAAAGAUACUCAAUGAAUACUGCAAUGAGUGUAAAGAACAACUCAAUCGGGAAACACAGGGAAGCAAGAAAUCGGAGCAUUGGAUAUUUACUCAAAAUGACAUCAUCAUCUUCCAUGACCCCAUCAAACAUCUUUCAAAUGCAACAAACAUUCUCAUCGUCGAAUAUGCCGUGGUCAAGACAAUCAAUAAAAAAGUUAUUAUCAUCGAUCCUAAAAUGGUCCGUCAAGCUGUUGCUAAGGGUAGUAGGGACGGUAUUGCUGGAUAUGAGGUCAUGCUCGUCAAACAAGGCAAAGGAACACCAUUCAACACUUCGUCGCCGGUCCUGGAUCCUCAAACUAAGACUCGAACCACAAUCAAAUCAUCUCACGUAUUCAAGAUUGGGUUUGCUGUGGUCAUGGUGCUAAUGUUAACUAUCAUAGUUGCAGCAGUUGCCAUAUAUAUGGCACGAAGGUAUAAAAAACAUCCAAUGACCAUCGCUUAUCAACUGAAGACGUUCUACAAGAAGUCCCACAAAGAUAACGAAGAAUUAGUCGAUGGAGAUUACAAUUCAUUUCAGAAUAUGUAUUAAAGAGUAGAAUAACCCUAUAGUGCUGCCUACAAGGACAAGUCUUUUACUAGGGGGUCCCAUUACAUGAAAUAAUGCCAUUCAAAGACUAGAGAAGAAAUUAAUGCAAUAGACCUCAUUGGCUCGGGAGUAAUGUUUGCCCAUUUCAGAUCACGUGUCAUUCUCUUGAGAAUAAGACUCUUUGUUUAAGUUUUAUCCAUAUUGAUAUGUCUCCUCAUUUGAAACCGAGCGCAACCGUUAAACAAAGAAAAAAUACUCUAGGGAAUGACACGUGGCCUGAAAUGGGAAAACAUUACGCCUGAGCGCGCCAGAGCCAAGGUCUUUUAAAGGAAAACCUGCUUCAUCACUUUAAACUGCUUAGAUUUGUUCGUAAACCAAAUUGUAGAUCUACCAGGUGAAUACAGUCACUCUGUAAUUAUAGCUAUUCAAAAAAUCAUAUUGUACAUAAAACAAACAUGUUUCUAUUCUAAAAUUAUGUAUAUGUUAUACUUAACAAUUAAAAUAGUCUUAGUCUUCCCAGUCAGUCCCUUCGUCAUUUUGAAAGGUAACCGUGCUUGAUAGAUACCCUUCAUUAACACCUUGGACAAUUGUUUACAAGUCAUUGCAAGGUUACCGUUGUCCUCGCGUCGAUGCACAGGCACGGUUACCUUUCAAGAUGGCGCAGGAAAACUGUGAAGGGGACUAUAAGCCUUUUCAUAGUUUAAGAAUCGAUUCCACUGCGCAUGCGAUUUUAUCCCCAAUAACUAACCUUCUUUUGUUUAAUUAAGAACAAAAGAAGGUUUAGACAAUAGAUGGUGAGAAAUUCGGGAUAAAAUCGCAUGCGCAGUGGAAUCGAUUAAACCAUAGAUAGGCUGGAUGGCCAACAACUUAGCAGCCCUUGAGGUACAGCUAAGCAAAUAAAGAUAGAAAGAAUCAAA
Actinia tenebrosa (Australian red waratah sea anemone) is the source of this 7079-nucleotide messenger RNA. RefSeq names its product scavenger receptor cysteine-rich domain-containing protein DMBT1-like. The record is from RefSeq and is a predicted model, not a curated record. NCBI's taxonomy places the organism in Eukaryota, Metazoa, Cnidaria, Anthozoa, Actiniaria, Actiniidae. Gene Ontology annotation, cellular component: membrane.